This is a messenger RNA of Symbiodinium necroappetens, 2799 nucleotides long. The record is from the annotation of a GenBank genome assembly. NCBI's taxonomy places the organism in Eukaryota, Dinophyceae, Suessiales, Symbiodiniaceae.
AUGGCUGAAGACCGGUUCUGUGUGGCUGAGAGUUUCCGUACAGUGGUUCAUCUCAUCGACUUCGGUCUCGCGAAGAGACUGGACCCGGAGAGGCCGAGGCUUGGGCCACGGCGCAGCCUCGUGGGCACUGCCCGCUAUGCCUCGAUUUGUGCUCACGAGGGGGCAGAGCAGGGUUGCAAAGAUGACCUUGAAGCCUUGGCUUAUGUACUCAUUUACCUAGCACUGGGCGAGCUGCCCUGGCAGGGCAUCCAGGCCGAGUCCAAGGAGGAGAAGCAUGAGAAAAUCAUGGAACUCAAGCAGCAGAUCUCUGUGGAGGAGCUGUGCAAAGACUGCCACGACGUUUUUGCCCGCUUCCUCCGGUACACCCAGGGCCUCAAGUUCCAGGAGAAGCCCGACUAUACGUUUAUCUACAGGCUCUUCCGAGAUACCUUGUCCGUGGAGGGCCUCGAAAACGAUGGCCAGCUUGACUGGCUUGCGCUGCCUGAAAAGACCGUGAGUGCUUCGAGAAGCAUGAGCUCCUCCAGACUGGAUGCGCCCAAACAAGGCCGUUCGACGAGCCGGAAUGUCGAGAAAGGAGGACAUCGACGGAGAGAGCGGAGUCAAAUCAAGCGACAAGUCACGCCGGGACAGUCGGCGAAGACGCUUUGCACUUCGACGAAAGCUUCGUCCAGGGAGCGGGAGACGGUGAGGAUGUUGCUCCUGGAGUGUGAGCGGCUUUGGCUAUUGUACUUGGCAAGGUGGACCGAGCUCUACCGUCAUGUGAUUGGCGUGGUGCAUACCAACUACCAGGCCUAUCUGGAGAAAAUGGAGUACGAGGGACUGAUGAGCAGUGCCACGAUCCGUGACAGCCUGUUCUCAACCUUCACGACGAUGGUCUGCAGCGCGUACUGUGAUGUGACCAUCAAGCUCUCCUCAGCAGGGAUGUCUCUCCCCAACGAGGUGAAGUACAACGUGCAUGGUGUGCGGAAGGAGUUCUUCGAGGGCGCGCGGCGCGCCGAUGUGAAGCGGAAGAGGCUGCGCCUGAAGCCCCAGAAGAGCGCCAACCAGGUUUAUUUCAUCGGGAAGGCUGUCAAGCCAAAGGGAUGGGUUAGACUCAUCAAGCUGCUGGGCAAAUUGCCAGCCGGAGAGGGCUGGGCUGACUUCGCCGUGGAUGGCUUCGGAUCUGGUGCGGAUGCAGAGGAGAUUCAGGCAAUGGUAAGGACCUUGAACGAGGAGCGCAAGACCGGUCAUCCGAUAAUGCACAUGUCUGCGGGCCUUGACCAUGCGGACAAGCACUUCGACCAGUACAAGGUUCUCCUGAAUCCUUCUACGACCGAGAUGCUGUGCACCGUCACGGCGGAGGCACUAGCACUUGGAAAGCGGGUGGUGCUGCCCGACCAUUCGUCCAAUGCGUACUUCAAGGCAAACUUCGCCGACAGAUGCCAUUUCUUCGACCUGCAGGAGCUUGGCUCCUUUGAAGCGGCCCUACAGGAGGCUCUCGGCGCAGAGGGCCCAACGCCGCUGCUUGCUGAGGCUGAGGAGAAGCUCCGUUGGGAAACGGCAUCGGAGAGGUUCUACGAUGCAGCGCAGGUGCACGUCCUUUCAGGCAGGCUCUCCCGGCCAUCAGAGGCCCGAGGAGCAAAGCUAGCCUACGAACUCCACAGCCGCUUCCAGACGGACACCCCGGCCAUGUCUGCAGCUUUGAAAUCUGCCACUUUGAAGGAAUCUGGCUCGUGGGACACCGUGCUGGAGAGCGGCCCCGGCAGUGACCUGCUGAAACGGCUGAAGCGUUUCACCAUGCUGGAGCAGACCACAGACUUCGAUGUGUUGCCCUGCGCCGAGCAUAUGACAUAUUCUGGUCCCGGAUGUUAUGACACGUUUUCCAAAGUCAACGAGGCUGCAGCCAUGGGCGGCGUGACGUCCAUCGCUGAUUGUGUUGGUGAGAACGAGCUGCCGAAGGCUCGCCGCUUGCCACCGAGUAAACUGCGAGGAGGCUUCAUGCAGUCUAUCCUGGAUUCAGACGCAUGCGGAUUCCAUUCCCGAUGCGAUUGCGCUGAAGCGAGUUUCUCCGGCGAGCGCCAGAAGUACCGAAUGAACAAGCCUCGUCGCGACUCGCUGCUUGAGGAGCUCUUUGCUGCUCACGAUCUAAACAAGAACGGACUCUUGGAGGAGUUGGAACUUAUUCAGCUGAACAAGAAGAUUGUUCUGCUCCACUAUGGUCGGAACGCGGACCUGGAUGCGGUCAAGAGUAAGUAUCAGGACAUUUUUCGCAGAAACCUGAGCACCACUGGGGAGCCAGUCAACUUCCCCGUCUUCCGCGACUACCUUCACCAGGUUCUCAACUCCAUCGAUCCGGAUCCUACUGCGCAGGAGAUGAUAUUGGAGCAGUGGCUGGCGGAGGCUCAAGCUGCCCGCCUGAUGUUCCACAUGCCGUCUGUGAUGAGCAUGUCGGAUCUGCCUUUCCUGUCCACGAUCUCCUUCGACCAGGAUGACCUGGAAUACAAGCCUUCAAGCCGGCGCUCGGUGGACACGGCUUCCACAACGGCAUCUGUUUCUAUGCCAGUCACCUCAACGGCACCUAUCCGCUGCACCUCCUUCGUCCACGCCGGCCCACCGACGGAGGACGAGAAGGCCUAUUUUCGAGCAUGGACCUGCCCCUCUGCUUGCAAAGUCGGCUUCCGCAAGGGCAGGAGAGUAGCGCUAUGCGGUUUGGGAUCAGGCUGUUAUCUGUGUUCAAGGGCACUCCAGCGCAGAAGGCUUCAAAUUCCGCUUGCUUCUCCAGCCUGUUCAGAGGCCGGGGCUCGCACUUGUCCGAGCUAA